CAAAUUGCACAACAAUCCAAUAAUGCUAAUAAAACUGAAAAAGAGAGACGAAUAAGAUUAAAAAGAGAAGCAGACAAACAUCGACGAGAAAAUGAGAUUGUUGAAGAAAGAGAGGCACAAUUGAAAAAACAAAGAAAGGCUGCAGCACAAUGA
Racocetra fulgida is the source of this 153-nucleotide messenger RNA. The record is from the annotation of a GenBank genome assembly. NCBI's taxonomy places the organism in Eukaryota, Fungi, Glomeromycota, Glomeromycetes, Diversisporales, Gigasporaceae.